GAUUCUCAGCCUGGGAGAAGUCUGUUGCAGUCUGUUGCUGUUGGUUGCUUAGUGCUGGUGUCUGUUUAGUGUGUGCAACUGUUUGUCUGUUUAGUAACUGAAAAAAUGGCUGAAAGCUUAAGAACGUCGAAAGAUAACAACAAUGAAAAACACAGAAAGAGACAAAAAAGCAGAGAAAAGGGUGAAAUGGGUGAUUCUAAAUCUGUCGAAGAAGGUGUAGAGUCUGUACCAGAAUGUGCUGUUUGCUUGCAAACGUGUGUUCACCCAGCGAAACUCCCCUGCAGCCAUAUAUUUUGCUUCCUUUGCUUGAAAGGACUAGCAACACAAAGUCGACGAUGUGCAAUGUGUCGCCAAGACAUCCCAUUAGAUUAUCUUGAUCACCCACAAUUACUUGAGGUACCAACCCAGGCUGAGAAAGAAGCAUUAGAGGAUGGAUAUCAGUGGUUCUAUGAAGGACGCAGUGGAUGGUGGCAAUAUGACGAACGCACAAGCCGAGAGCUUGAAUUGGCAUUCAAAAAUGGACAAAGAACUUGCGAGCUGUUGAUUGUUGGACAACUUUACAUAGCUGACUUCGAUGCAAUGCUUCAACUUCGGCGAAAUGACAUGUCACGCCGUCGAAGAAUUAAGCGUGAUCUUGCUAGUAUACCAAAGAAGGGUGUUGCUGGAUUGCGUUUGGAGGGUGGAACCACUACAGACAAUGCUGAAGUUGCGGCAGUUCCUUCAACUAGCCAGCUCCCUCAGAGAAGAGAAUCUGAUCUCACUCAGUCGCUAGAAAUGUACAAUGAACAAAGACAACAUGCAGUAGACCUACCCAGUAGCAGUUAUAGAAAUGUAGAGGAAUUAGAUUAUUCAGAGGAGGUUGAUAGUGGUGAAAUCCAUCAAGACAGUUUAGAAGAGAGACAAAUACAGGAGCAAAUUGAACAAAACUCUGGUGAUGAUUCUGAUUCUGAGCAAACUGAGUUAGCAUCUCAGUUAAAUGAUCUUUGGCUGAACCAGUGAAGUCUACAGAGAAGAAUAUUUGAUUUUUAGCUUGUGAUAAAAUUCCUGUUUCUGUUGUAUUUUUACUUGUUUAAUUUUGUUGAUUUCCAUGUACUUCUGUAUUUACUAAACUAUUUUUUCAGUAUUGCUUGUAUCUUGCUCUUAUUUGAAAUUGUUCAUCUAGGUUGUUAGUUUUUGUGUAAGAAGUUAUUGCCUUUUCUCAUGGGUGUGUACAUAUAACUUGUUACCUAAUGUUUAUUUAUAAAGGUAUUUUCAAAUGUCUUUCUAUUACUGUUGUCGAAUUCGAAUUACUAAAAUCUGUAUUUCUCACAUUCCUUCUCAUUUUUUUUUUUUCUUGAUCAGUACUAUUGAGGAAGCUGAGUAAGAAAGCUUGGUGCCACAAAUAUUGCUUUGAUCUUAUUAGUUGUUAUUUUCCUCUUUUAUCAAUCAAGUUUGUACAAAGUUAUGACUUCAUCAAUGUUGUUAAAUUUUGCCCCUUUCAGUAUGAGGCAGCAGGAGGUAUUCUCCUCUUUCUUUUUUAAGAAGAAAGAUUAAAGCGUGAUCACUUUGUCGUCAUAUGGCACUGAAUUUCCAAUUUCGUGGUUGUCUAGUUGAUAUCAGUUUGUUGGACUGGCCAAAUUGUAUGUAUAGAAUACUUUUUGUGGUUUCUCCAUUAAUGUUGACUCUUAUACUUUAAGUUUGUAAACAAUUGUGUUUGUUUUGAAAUAAUACAGAAAAAAACAACAACAA
Frankliniella occidentalis (western flower thrips) is the source of this 1728-nucleotide messenger RNA. RefSeq names its product E3 ubiquitin-protein ligase rnf146 (gene Rnf146). Gene Ontology annotation, cellular component: cytoplasm; nucleus. The transcript is spliced from 3 exons. Gene Ontology annotation, molecular function: ubiquitin protein ligase activity; poly-ADP-D-ribose binding; zinc ion binding. The coding region runs from base 106 to 999 and encodes 297 amino acids. The record is from RefSeq and is a predicted model, not a curated record. Gene Ontology annotation, biological process: Wnt signaling pathway; ubiquitin-dependent protein catabolic process. Lineage: Eukaryota; Metazoa; Arthropoda; Insecta; Thysanoptera; Thripidae.